This is a messenger RNA of Chrysochloris asiatica (Cape golden mole), 390 nucleotides long. RefSeq names its product potassium voltage-gated channel, Isk-related family, member 1 (gene KCNE1). The coding region runs from base 1 to 390 and encodes 129 amino acids. Gene Ontology annotation, cellular component: membrane. Gene Ontology annotation, biological process: potassium ion export across plasma membrane; negative regulation of delayed rectifier potassium channel activity; regulation of ventricular cardiac muscle cell membrane repolarization. Gene Ontology annotation, molecular function: potassium channel regulator activity; voltage-gated potassium channel activity involved in ventricular cardiac muscle cell action potential repolarization; transmembrane transporter binding. The record is from RefSeq and is a predicted model, not a curated record. The transcript has a single exon. NCBI's taxonomy places the organism in Eukaryota, Metazoa, Chordata, Mammalia, Afrosoricida, Chrysochloridae.
AUGAUCCUGUCAAAUGCCACAGUCAUAAUGCCCUUUCUGACCAGACUGUGGCCGGAAGUGGUUCCUCAGGGUGGCAACGUGUCUGCCCUAGCCCGUAGGUCCACCAGCAGUGGUGACAGUCGACUGGAGGUGCUCUACAUUCUCAUUGUGCUUGGCUUCUUUGGCUUCUUCACUCUGGGCAUCAUGCUGAGUUACAUCCGCUCCAAGAAGCUGGAGCACUCCAACGACCCCUUCAACGUGUACAUCGAGUCAGACGCCUGGCAGGAGAAGGACAAGGCGUACUUCCAGGCCCGGGUUCUGGAAAGCUACAGAGCAUGCUAUGUCAUUGAGAACCAGCUGGCUGUAGAACAGCCCAAUGAAUACCUUCCUGAGACGAAGUCUUCCUCCUGA